AUGUUUUGUCCUUUUUGUGGCACAAAUCUUCGGUUAAGAACAGCAUAUUGCCAUAACUGCAGCCGCUCUCUAAGUGUAUUGACAAGCGUUUUAGAAAAUGAUUCAGGUGUUGUGAAUACCACAGACGUGUCUGAUUUAAUAUAUGAAUAUUUUCGAAAAGGUCACAAGUACGAUGUGAUUUUAGAUUUCCUCAAGACGCAUCAUGGAUUCAGCAUAAGUCUCCGGACUCUGAAAACAAAAUUAAGACUGCUUGGUCUUUCGAAGCGAGGCAAUUUCACUUCUUUACAGGUAGUCCGUUCCACGAUUCAAAGGGAACUACGUGGACCUGGACAGCUGUUUGGUUAUCGGACAAUGUUUCAGAUUUUAAAACAAAAGUAUCAGUUGCGAGCUAGAAGAAGUGAUGUAAUGAAGCUUAUGUCAGAAAUGAAUCCCUGUGGAACUCGAGCAAGGAGGAUCCGAAGGUUUUUCCGAAGAAGUUAUCAUUCUUUGGGGCCUAAUUAUGUUUGGCACGUAGAUGGCAAUGAUAAGUUAAAACCAUACGGUUUUGCUAUUAGCGGGUGCAUUGAUGGAUUCUCGAGAAAAAUAUUAUGGUUGACAUGUGGCCCAACUAAUAAUAAUCCAGCAGUAGUGGCAUCUAACUAUAUGAAGCUCAUUUAUGACCUUCGAGUUGUUCCGAUGCGAUUGAGAACAGAUUGUGGAACAGAAAAUGGAAUAAUGGCAGCAAUGCAAUGUGCUCUGAGGUCGCAUCACAGUGACCGUUUUUCAGGAGAAGCAAGUCAUAUUUAUGGGACAUCUACAUCCAAUCAAAGAAUUGAAUCCUGGUGGGCACAGUACAGAAAACAACGUUCACAGUUCUGGAUGGACCUUUUCGAAGAUCUGAAAGACUUGGGCCAUUUCAACGGCAGUCAUGAACACAAAUGUUUGCUACGCUUCUGUUUCAGUGAUAUCCUGCAGAAAGACCUAGAGGAAUGCAAGCAACUAUGGAACCAGCAUAGAAUCAGACCUUCCAGAAUGUCUACGUGCCCCCCAGGAAUUCCCAACGAAUUGUUCAGUUUGCCUCACAGGUUUUGGUCAAGGGAUUGUGGUUUUCACGUUGCACAGCAGCAGCUUCAGGACCUGAGGGACCAAUGUGAAACUGUUGGUCUUUGUGGAGAUGAAGAUAUACAAGAUUACCUCACAUAUGUGAAAGAACAAUAUGACCUUCAAACACCACAAGUCUGGGAAGAUGCCCUUGAUUUAUUCUUUAAAUUGAAGGAAAAGACAAAUGUUUGA
Messenger RNA from Erpetoichthys calabaricus (reedfish), 1272 nucleotides. RefSeq lists its product as uncharacterized. The record is from RefSeq and is a predicted model, not a curated record. The transcript is spliced from 4 exons. Lineage: Eukaryota; Metazoa; Chordata; Cladistia; Polypteriformes; Polypteridae. Bases 1 to 1272 code for a protein of 423 amino acids.